Larimichthys crocea (large yellow croaker) is the source of this 3632-nucleotide messenger RNA. RefSeq names its product centrosomal protein 126 (gene cep126). Gene Ontology annotation, biological process: mitotic spindle organization; cytoplasmic microtubule organization; non-motile cilium assembly. Gene Ontology annotation, cellular component: centrosome; ciliary base; midbody. The transcript is spliced from 11 exons. The record is from RefSeq and is a predicted model, not a curated record. The coding region runs from base 285 to 3392 and encodes 1035 amino acids. Lineage: Eukaryota; Metazoa; Chordata; Actinopteri; Sciaenidae.
GUACCUGAAGGCCGCAUGCGCCCCCUGCUGGACACGGCGCCCGGUUGUCAAGGAGCUGCGUCCUCGGUUGCUAUCAUGGAGAGACUGUACACAGAGACGGAAACAGCCAGGGAAGGGACACUUCAUCCGGAUUAUUUGUCUUAUUUAUCUUCCUCCUGGAUCAGCAGCUGCGAUGUGGAUUCUCACGUUUUCUCUGUAUCUUCGCCCUGAAAAUGGUUGAAGGACGAAUCUUGUCUGGGGGGAGCUGAAAGUGAAAGUGAACGUGUGACCAGCAGCCCCGGAGGAUGCAGACUCUGCAAGACAACUUCUUCUACCACUCAAAUGCAAGGUUGGGAGCUGAUGGAGGCCUUCAAGAGGAGAGAGAACUUUUGGUGGAAGAGCAGAAGUUAUGCAGAGCCAGAGCUCGCAAGUUCUCCCUGGAAACCAACCGACGCAGGAAGGCUCUGGAGGAAAGACGGAAACAGUGGGACGUGCAGGAGCAACGGCUGAGACAGAACGUCCUACAGCAACGCAGACAGCGAGUACAGGAUGCGACCGAACGCUUCCAAAGAGCCCAUUUACCUCCUUCUCAGAGAUACAGACAACCUUUUAGAAGAAAUGUCCCAAAUAUUGAAGAUGCACUCUCUCAAAUUCAAGACACCUUGAGUUCGUACAGCCGGCAGUCCUCUUUCUUGUCCAGCAACUCUAACCUAAGCAGAAGCUGCACUCCAUCUCCAAAGCCUCCCACAGUUUCUAAAUCCUCCCACCACCAAGUGCUCUCUGCUGUGGAGGCCUACACUAAACUGCUUCAGGAGCAGAGCAUGACUUCCCUCAGGAACAGUCAGCAAACUGAAAAGACACAAGAGAAGCAGCAGGAUCACAGUCCACAGACCAACCAACUGUCUGACUGCCGUAAUUCUGAAAGCCUUUCGAGUAAGGACAGUUUGGACGAUGAGGACCCCGACCACAACACAAAGAAUCGACAGUGUUCUUAUUCGUCCUUCUUUCGUGACUCAGAGAAGUCCCAUCCAGACCUGAGAAAGCUACAUUAUUUGUAUCCGACAUCAGAUCUAACGUCUUUCUCAGCGAUGAUGCGUCUUGGUGACAACUUAUCCCAGUCAAGAAAACUGCAUGAACCUAAGCAGGAAAAACAAGAUGACUCCGAAGGGCCCAACAAUGAGACGCACGCUUCUAAAACUUCUUGGGGGUUCACAUCUGUUGAGCAAACGCCUCAAACAGAGACCCAGCCCGCUCUACACAACUGCAACUUAUUAACUCUUUGUGAAAUUAUUAGUGGAGACCCGGAGCACUUUGAGGUAAACUCUCCACAAAAUAGUCCCAAUGACAACACCAUCAUUAAAAAUGGAGUUUCUCCCAGCAACACAGCACUACAGCCUUCAUGUCCUAAACAAGAGGCUCUGUUGGAUCUCAGGCAGCAGAGGGUCUACGAUGACAAACAAUUAAAACAUCCCUCAGCUACAGAAAUCCUUUUGCAUGCCAAAAAUGGCAACAGCAAAGACGUUUUGUAUGGGGCUCCCCCAAAGCCAAAUAUUGUGUUGAACGAUAGCACGACAGAUAAUGCCUCACAAGAAGGAACCCUUCAGCAAACAGGAAAAGAAAUCCACUCUCUGUCAUCCCAGAAAGAGCCCAGUGCUUCCAUAAACAACCUCAAUAAGGUUUUCAACUCGGAGACCAAAACUGAGAAGCCCAUAAAUACAGCGUUGCUGCAACACGCAUGCUUGUCAAACAUUCACUCAGACGCUUUUAAGUGCCUUAAGUGCCCCGAGGAGGAAGUGCAAAAAUUGCCUGUUUCAGUGGGGGCAUCCCAUUCAGUAUGUGAAGUCAGGUUCAUUAAAGGAAUUCUUAAGAAACAGUCCAAAUAUAUGGCAGGCGAUACCACGCGUCUGUACGGCUCAGGACAUUUGAUUUUUGCGAAACAAGUCGCCUUAGCGAUCAGAGAUAGUGUUGAACUGACCAGGGCGAAAACCAAAGAUGUGGAGGUCAACACAGUCAAAAAGAAGCUGCGCUGGUUCGAUGAGGUGCAUGUGGAAAAAGAGGACAAGAAACAGGACAUAAUGAAACAGAUGAAAAGCAAGGCGUUCAGUCUUUGUCAGUCAAAUAAUAACUUGGAGGACCACCAGCUAAGUCUCACUACAGUCUCGGGGGCUUCCAAGCCUGGACCCAGCAUGACCCCCACAGCCUCCACUGGUUAUCACUUUACAAAGCAAGCGUGGGCAGAUGUUGGGGUUCAAGUCGCCUUGCCCCAGGAACAAGCAGACGAGGUCAAGGUGCCGUGCAGCAGCACCAGGACCGGCGGCCCCAAGGUCCCUCGGAGAGAGCGCUCUACCAGAGCUGGAGCGGGUACUGUUUCCUCUCGGGCUAGAAAGGGCACUGUCAUACGACCUCAAUCUGCCACCGAGGUGAGUCAGAUUGCCAAAACCCAAGGGAAGAUCAUAGUGCCCCACCCACCUCCAAGGAUGGAGUCAGUGGAAGAGAAGACGCCGGACAACGCUAAGACUCCAUAUGGCAUGGAUCACGCAAGUGUCAUCUGUAAACAAGCUCCGGCUGCAGAGCAGGCCCUGCACAUGAACAACUCAGAAGGCUUUCUCUCACCUUACACACAUCAUGUAAUCAGAACAGAUAGUACUGUUAUGUAUACACCACUGCCACCCUCGUAUACCUGCCCUGUCUCAGAGGGGAACACGAAGGGCACGCCCAGCUCGGGUCAUCAGGAAACUCAGGGCUGCAGUCAGAGAAGAGGGAUGGUGUACAGAGAAAAGGGCCUCUGUUUAGAUUGCACUCCCACAGAUGAAGAGAUCUCACAGCUCUGGCAUGGUGUCCGCAGUGCUCUGGCCACCAAGGACGAAAAAAACAAGCUCAAAAGGCAGGCCUUGGAGAGUGGGCGAGGUGUGAGGAAACCCUGUGUGGAGCAGAGCAAACAGUCUCCUGGCUCAGGGAACAGAAGGGUUCCUCAGCCCUCUCAGCCAACAAAACAAACUGCAGAGGCCUUCAGACCGUUUUCCAGUCCCUAUGAAAUGGCCUUUCCAGGUGGAGGUUUUGAGAGUGCAGCCCAGUUACACCUGGCUGAAGGACACGCUGAAGGCCUACUGGAAGAAAGGGAUAUUGUGGCUGUCAUGGAGACAGUCCAAACACAGAGGUCUGGGUCGGUGCAGCGGCGGAGCCAGCAGCAGGGACUCACCACCAUUUCCUUGGAAGAGCAGAAAAUCCUCCUCUCUCUGGACAGACUCAACCACCAACUGUUCUGUGUGCAGGAACAUAUGGGGGGUAGUGCUGGCACACGUGGCCUCGUACUUGUGGAUGGACCCUCUACAAGGGAAGCGAAAGUAACAAGCCAACACAAGAACCGUGCAUCCUCAGCUAACAACCACUCUCGAUACCAGAGGAAAUUCUGACUUAAAGCAUGUGUGGUCUCCACCGUGGUCUUCUCUCCCAUCAGUGCAUUAAAGCUGUCAUGCUGAAUAACCAUUAUUAGUAUUUAAUAAAAUGAGUUUUAUCUCCUUUUAAAACUAAAUAUGCCCACUGGAGUAACUUUAAGAUCUACAGGCAAGAAAACAGAUCAGCAAAAAUGAGACCAAACUGAAUCUUUAAGGGUUGAAAUUAGUUUUUGUAUUUUUGCCAUUUCAUUUCGUUUC